Bactrocera oleae (olive fruit fly) is the source of this 1549-nucleotide messenger RNA. RefSeq lists its product as uncharacterized. Lineage: Eukaryota; Metazoa; Arthropoda; Insecta; Diptera; Tephritidae. The record is from RefSeq and is a predicted model, not a curated record.
UAUGUGCGUUAUCAGAGGCAUUCGUGUUCGUCACAAUGCGCCGUCGUAAAACCGCAUUAACAGCGCUCAGCGAAUUUACUACUAAAUGCGAUGGUUGGAUUUUCGAAAAACUUUACUCAAAAGUUGACAAAUCGAACAAUGAGCCGGAGAACCACUCGCUGGCGGAUGGGCAAAUUAGUAGCGAAACAAGCAAUCAUGCAGCAAGCCAACCGAUUAUUCGGCGAACUGGUCAAAUAGUCGAUUGGCGAGUUCGCCUCUCUGUGCGAUUUGUGAUAUCACCUUUGUGCUAAUGAGGUACAAGUGACUGGAGGGUUGUGUGAUGGUUUAUUUUCACUGGGGAAUCGCAAAAAUAUCCAUUUAUCGCUGAUAGACAUGUUCAAGUGCACAAGUAUAUAAGAAAGCGUAAAACUAUAACAUGAGUAGCGGGGAGCGAAUUGAAAUCUUUGUUUCCUGGUACGUUGACUCUGUUCACUCUAUUCAAGUUAUUUAUUUAAAUAGCAAUAUGUUGUAAUAUGGCAGCAUCGCAGUCCAUUCCAAUCCAUUCCUCAUCAAACAGCUGUUCGCCGAAUAACGUUCAUAGUAAACACAUCGAGUUUAUCUGAACUUGAUUUUAUUUUAUUAAAUGGAUGGAAUACAAGUACAAGAAAUGCAUGAAACUAGUGCAAUUAAUAUAAAUCAAACACCCGACAAAAGUUUUGAGCGGCAUUUUCAUAGUUCCGAAGACGCACUGGUGGGAAGCGCAAAAAGUAAGAAAGGAUAUACCGAGCCAGAAAAUUCUGACCAGAGGUUAGAGAAAGCCGGGAAGAAGAGAGUGUCCGCUGAGAAGACUCAUGUUUAUGGCUAUAUGAAAAAGAAAGUUUUAAGCCAUUUGGAGGAAAAUGGUUGCGCUUCAAAGAAUGUUGACGAUGUGAUAGCAGCAUCAAAAUUUAAUAAAUCUUCUGUGCUAGAAUAUAUGAAUCAGCGCAUGCAAAUGGCGCAAGAAAAUGUCCACGAAGAAUGUGAUUCUUUGAGCUUUUCCAACAUUGAAUCGUGGCUUAAAGUAUUUAAAAAUUGGAAUUUGCCAGGAUUGUGUCUAUAUGAGCCUGCUUUAGUAAUCAAUGCUAUUUCAAAUAAUGAAGACUUUCCUGCACCCGAAGAGUUAGACGGGGUGGACCUAAGAUCUGUUUACAAAUUUCUAGGAUGUGCAUUAAUGGGAUUGCCUCAGCCAAAGUUGGAUGCGAAGAGUGCAGAAUUUUUAGCGAACGAAUUCGAAGUAAUAUAAAUACGCUUUUAUAUAUUUUAGUCGGUGAAGCCAAUACGGAAGUCGGUGAUAGCGAAACAGGUCGCAUAAACCAGAAACUAGAGACUUAUGUGGAACUUCCAUUCUCCGCACAAAACGAAAAAAGUAGCAUAGAUCCUUUAUGCCUCGGCGAUGAUUUGAAUUUUCACCGAAAAUAAACACCUAGUUGUAAGCAAAAAAUAAAUUUUAUAGUAUUUGUGAGUACUUAUGAUUUAAGUUGAAACUAUGUUUUUCCCUUCUAGUAAUAAAAUAUAAUGAAAGUUUAGUUUA